AUGGGCAAGGCGGGUGCCUCAAAGGGUCGCUCCCCAACACCAACAGCCAAGAGUGGAGCAGGUGGAGGAGGAGGAGGUGGAGGAGUUACAAAUGGCGCGCAGCCAACAAAUGCAGCCACACCAACAACAACAACAACAGCGGCAGGAGGAGCAGCAGCAACUGGAGGAGGAGGCGGAGGCGGAGGAGGAGGAGGAGGCGGUUGUAGCCGAUCCACGUUACAUGCGAACAAAACGAUACUGAAAACGGUUUCAGUAUUCCUUGCCAGCGGCAAACGUAACUCGAGCAACCAGUCGAAGGCCGCAGCGGCUGCUUUGCAGAACAAACGACAGCAGCGACAGCGCAAAAUGGACGAACUGAGCGGCAAAAUCAAUCCCAAGCUCUUGGAUAAUCUCCGCAAGAAGACGCGUUUCACCAAAGAUGAACUCGACGCACUCUGUCGCAUUUAUCGCAAGCUCGUCUCCAACUGUCAAUAUGCAGCUAAAACUCUUGCCUCCAGUUCCUCGAGCGCCGCCAUCGCCAAACCUCAUGCAGCCGUCGAGGGCAUCGAUCGAAUUGUGUUCCGCGAGCUGUUGCACAGCACCUUUGACAUUGUGACCGAGGAGAUUCUGAUGGAGCGCAUCUUCUGCAGUUGGGACAAGGCCCACGAAGGUUUGCCGCUACGUCUUGAGGGUUGGCUCAUCGGUUUAUCGACUUUUUUGCGAGGGACGCCAGCGGAACGUGCUGCAUUCUGUUUUCGUGUUUACGAUUUGAACACGGAUGGAUUUAUUACCAAGGAUGAAAUGUUUACGCUACUGCGGAAUUGUCUCAUCAAACAGCCACAGGACGAGGAUCCAGAUGAGGGUGUCAAGGAUCUGGUUGAGAUUGUGCUGAAAAAGUUCGACAUCGACAAGGAUGGAAAGGUCUCCCUGGAUGACUUUAUGGGCACCGUUGCAGCUGAACCUUUGCUUAUCGAGGCCUUUGGUCAAUGCUUGCCCACGGAUAGCGCCGUUGUGUCCUUCUUCUCCACGCUACAAGUUUAACAAGUUCUCGUAGACAUCUUUCGUUAUACCCUGGAAUUCUAGCACAUCACACAAUAGACGAUUAAAUA
Molecule: messenger RNA, 1088 nt
Organism: Drosophila sulfurigaster albostrigata
Lineage: Eukaryota; Metazoa; Arthropoda; Insecta; Diptera; Drosophilidae
Product: calaxin
Exons: 5
Coding region: 1-1020 (339 amino acids)
Molecular function (GO): calcium ion binding
Source: RefSeq, a predicted model, not a curated record